Messenger RNA from Colias croceus (clouded yellow), 2237 nucleotides. Its product is annotated as E3 SUMO-protein ligase ZBED1. Gene Ontology annotation, molecular function: DNA binding; protein dimerization activity. NCBI's taxonomy places the organism in Eukaryota, Metazoa, Arthropoda, Insecta, Lepidoptera, Pieridae. The record is from RefSeq and is a predicted model, not a curated record. Bases 234 to 2213 code for a protein of 659 amino acids. The transcript is spliced from 2 exons.
ACUCGCAAUACUCGCUUCAUUCUCAGUACAAAAUAACCUAUAAAUUAUAUAAGUUGUCUGUUUUGUUUAAAUACAGUUUACAAUAAGUGUAAAUACAGUUAGUGUGCAUAAAGAUAUAUAUAAAAACGGUCACUAUUCAGUUGUACAAAAGAAGCAAGCUGUGACAAUUAUUAUCUGUUUUGUUUACUAGAGUUUACCUUUACGAUUCAUACAAAAUUACGAUUUCUCUCAACAUGGCACCUAAUAAAAAAAGUAUUGUUUGGCAAUAUUACGAAAAAAAUGACGAGAAAAUAGCCAGAUGCAAGCUAUGUCAAAAAAAUGUUAAAACGGCUGGCAAUACCUCCAAUGCAAUGGCUCAUAUAAAAAAUAUUCAUAAAGCUGUCUAUCUGGAAGUUUUCCAAAAUAAAAAUACUGCUGCUGCUGCUGUUACAAAAGAUUCAGAUUUGUCAAACCCUAUCCCUAGUUCUUCAAAACAAUAUAAUAUCACGAUGUUGAAAUCUACCGUUAACGAACAUCUACUGUUGCCUUCAACUUCAACGUCGCCGCCAAUGGAUACUAGCGAGAUAAGUACUAUCAAUUCUCAAACUGAUCAAAAGAUUGAUUAUAAUAGGGAAUUGCCUUUUAAACGCCAGAGGUCAAUCGAAAGUAGUUUUGGAGAAAUAUACGCAUAUACUUCUACUGGUGACAAAACUAAAAGAAUUAAUAAUGCAAUAAUGUUCAUGAUCUGUAAAGACAAUCAGCCUUUUUCAUUAGUUGAAAAUGAAGGUUUCAAGAAUCUUUUAAAAGUUACGGCACCUCACUACAAGAUUCCUAGCAGAUCCACUGUGACACGCUGGUUAGAUGAAAAGUAUGAUGCAUUAUCAACAGUUAUGAAAAACAAAUUAUACUGUGUAGAAAAUCUUACCUUAACAAGUGACAUUUGGUCAGAUCUACAAAUGAGAAGUUACCUAGGUGUAACUGCUCAUUUCGGCAUCGGAAUUGAAUUUUAUUCCGUAACUUUGGGUGUGUACCACUUAGAUGAAAGACAUUCGUCGGAAUACAUUGCACAAAUGCUCACUAAAACAUGUGAAGAGUGGGGAUUUAAUACGGAUAAAGUCACAGCAGUAGUAACAGAUAAUGCUGCAAAUAUGGUGAAAGCUGUCGAAAUUGCAUUUGGGAAAAAGAAGCAUAUCCCAUGCUUUGCGCAUACACUUAAUUUAGUUGCUCAACAUAUUUUGGGGAUUCCUGAAUUACAACUAAUCAUAACGAAAGUAAAAAAUAUUGUUACUUUUUUUAAACAAAGUUGUGUGGCAAGCGAUGAGUUGCGUAAAUCAGUUAAGGCUGACACAAAAUUGAUUCAGGAUGUCCCUACACGUUGGAAUAGUACGUACUAUAUGAUUGUACGGUUUCUUGACUUACGACAUGCUGUAAGCGAAAUUUUGAUUCGUCAUAAAACAGCACCGCCGAUGUUAACUGGUAUGGACUUGACAAUAUUAACAUCGCUUCUUAACAUUUUACGUCCACUGGAAGCAGCGACUAAGGAAAUAUCUGGUGAUAAAUAUUGUUCUAGUGCCAAGGUCAUUCCAUUAGUGCACUGCAUGAUAUCAAAACUGAAAAACCUAGUAAUUGAAGAACCUUUAAUCAAGGAGGUACAUAAACGCACUCUUAGCGAGAUUAACAAACGAAUGGGCGCUAUCGAACACGUAUCAUCAUUAGCUAUUGCUACAAUAUUGGACCCGAGGUUCAAAAAACUUCAUUUUGAAGAUCCAUUGGCCUGCGCAAAUGCCGUUAGUAAAAUUAAAGAUAUAAUUAAAAAAACUCAGCAGGAUGAAUUAUGUACUACUACGGAAUCUGACUCGGACAAUUCCGACAAAAUUAGUCUGUCAACGGAUUAUAGUCUCUGGAGCGAUCACCAUAAACUGGUCCAGCGGAAUUGGAAGACAAAUAAAGCAGACGAAAGUCUUUCUGAUGAGUUAUCGCUUUAUUUGAGGGCUCCGGUUAGUAGAUUUAACGAAAACCCAUUAGAAGUGUGGGUAGAUUACAAAGUACAGUUCCCAAAGUUAUAUAAUGUAGCAUUGAAAUAUUUAACAAUGGUGGCUAGCUCUGUUCCAUCUGAGCGACUUUUUUCAAAAACCGCACAGGUUUUAACUCAGCAGAGAAGCAGACUGCAAGCCAAAAGAGUAAAUAAAAUUUUAUUUUUGCAAGAUCUAGAGAAAAAGUAUUGGGAUUUAUAAAUAAAUAAAGUUGAUUUGUUUCUG